Molecule: messenger RNA, 3827 nt
Organism: Punica granatum (pomegranate)
Lineage: Eukaryota; Viridiplantae; Streptophyta; Magnoliopsida; Myrtales; Lythraceae
Source: RefSeq, a predicted model, not a curated record
AUCCCCCAAAAUCCCUGCUUUUCUUCUCUUUUGCCCCUUUUCUUAUUCCCUCGCACGUUUCUUCCUUUUAUCAAAAAUUCUCAAGCAAAAACGACAGUCCAUAAACACAAAAGAAACAAAAGCUUCCUCCUUUUUCUUAUAGUCCAAUAUCCCUCUCACUCACCCUCCCCGUGAACAGAGAUCCUCUCCCUCCUCUUCCUCUGUUUCAGCUCUGUUCCCUUUCCUCUUCAAUGGGCUUGGUGACCCUCCUCAUCAUCGGCCUAUUCCUCGUCUCGUCAGCAAGUGUCUGUUCGUCGACGUCUAUCAAGACCGAUGCGGAGGCGCUGCUCCUGUUCAAGAAGAUGGUCCAGAAGGACCCGAACGGGGUGCUGUCCAACUGGGACAUUAACAGAGACCUUUGUUCUUGGAAUGGUGUCACCUGCUCACUCGGCAGGCUCACUCAGCUCGAUCUCAGUGGGAACUACCUUGUCGGGCACGUCUCCUUCUACCCUUUAGGAUCCUUGGACAUGCUGUCCGUCCUGAAGCUCGCCUCUAAUUCCUUCAUCAUCAAUUCGACCUCGCUGCUUCAGCUUCCUUACGGGCUGAAACAGCUCGACCUAUCACUGUCAGGGCUCGUCGGUCUUCUCCCGGAGAACUUCUUCACCAAGUGCCCCAACUUGGAGGACGUGAACCUCUCAUUCAACAACCUCACUGGACCGCUGCCAGAGAACUUCUUCGCCGGCUCCGACAAGCUCCAGUCCCUCGACAUCUCGUACAACAAUCUGACAGGGCCGAUCUCGGGCCUGAGGAUCCAGAGCUCGUGCUCUCUCCUCCAGCUUGAUCUCUCGGCGAACCGUAUUGGCGGUAGUAUGCCUGUGGCAAUCUCAAACUGCACCAAUCUGCAGUCACUCAACUUGGCCACGAACUUGUUCUCGGGCCCGAUUCCGAGGUCCUUCGGGCAGCUCACAAGCCUCCAGAGGCUUGACCUGUCUCAUAACAAUAUCACAGGCUGGGUUCCUCCAGAGCUCGGGAAUGCCUGCAGCUCGCUACGCGAGCUCACUCUCUCGUACAACAACCUCUCGGGCCCGAUUCCUGUCACGUUCUCGUCUUGCACAUGGCUCCAAGAUCUCGACCUCUCAAACAACAACAUCUCUGGCCCAUUACCUGGCCAGCUACUGCAAAACCUGCAGUCACUCGAGAACUUAAUACUGAGCAACAACAUGAUCUCGGGUCCAUUUCCGGCUUCACUCUCGCACUGUAAGAACUUGAGGGUAAUCGACUUUAGCUCAAACAAGUUCUCUGGUGUCAUCCCGCCUGAUUUAUGCCCCGGGGCUGCCGCGCUCGAGGAGCUGCGCGUCCCAGACAAUUUGAUCUCUGGCAAGAUCCCGCCAGAAAUAUCCAAGUGUUCAAAGCUGAAGAGGAUCGACUUCAGCCUCAACGACCUUGUGGGCGAGAUCCCUGCAGAAAUCGGGCAGCUCGAGAAUCUUGAGAAGCUGAUCGCGUGGUUCAACGGGCUCGAAGGUAAAAUUCCACCAGAAUUAGGCAAAUGUAAGAAUCUCAAGAAUCUUAUUCUUAACAACAACCAUCUCACUGGCGAAAUUCCGGUCCAGCUGUUCAGUGCGAGCAACUUAGAGUGGAUUUCUCUGACAAGUAAUGAGCUAACCGGACAAAUUCCUCGUGAGUUCGGUCUUUUAACUAGACUGGCAGUUCUUCAAAUUGGGAAUAACAGCCUCACUGGUGAGAUACCGUCCGAGCUGGGAAACUGCAGAAGCCUCAUAUGGCUGGAUUUGAACAGCAAUAAGCUUACUGGGAAAAUACCUCUCCGACUCGGGAGGCAACUCGGGGCGCCAAAGGCGUCGAACGGGAUGUUUGCAGGAAAUACUUUGGUCUUCGUUAGGAAUGUGGGCAAUUCUUGCAAAGGAGUCGGAGGUUUGUUGGAAUUUGCCGGGAUUAGACCCGAGAGGCUCUUGCAGGUCCCAACUCUAAGGAGCUGUGACUUCACGAGACUGUACUCAGGCCCGAUUCUGAGCCGGUUUACGAGCUAUCAGACACUGGAAUACUUAGACCUCUCAUACAAUCAGCUUCGGGGAAAGAUUCCUGAUGAGAUGGGCGACAUGGUGGCUUUGCAGGUUCUUGAAUUGUCUCACAAUCAGCUUUCUGGGGAGAUCCCUUCGUCGCUUGGGAAGCUAAAGGACUUGGGCGUCUUCGACGUGUCGCAUAAUAGGCUGCAGGGUCAGAUCCCCGAUUCCUUCUCGAACUUGUCGUUCCUCGUGCAGAUUGACCUAUCAUACAAUGAAUUAACGGGACAGAUCCCACAGAGAGGGCAGCUUAGCACCCUUCCAGCAUCCCAGUUCCAAAAUAACCCGGGACUCUGUGGGGUCCCGCUCUCCGAGUGCAAGAAUGACCAGACUCCGGCAGAUGCCACUUCAGGGACUGAUCGAGGAGGACGAAAGAAACAGGCUACUUCCUCGUGGGCCAACAGCAUUGUUUUGGGGAUCCUCAUUUCAGUCGCUUCCAUCUGUAUCCUGAUUGUGUGGGCAGUGGCAAUGCGGGUACGAAGGAGGGAGGCUGAGGAAGUUAAGAUGCUCAAUAGCUUGCAAGCUUCCCAUGCUGCCACGACGUGGAAGAUCGACAAGGAGAAGGAGCCGCUGAGCAUCAAUGUAGCCACCUUCCAAAGACAGCUGAGGAAGCUCAAGUUCUCGCAGCUCAUUGAGGCGACAGACGGGUUCUCAGCAGCGGCCCUGAUCGGGUGUGGUGGGUUCGGGGAGGUCUUCAAGGCCACGCUCAAGGAUGGGUCAAGCGUCGCGAUCAAGAAGCUCAUCAGGCUGAGUUGCCAGGGGGACCGGGAGUUCAUGGCAGAAAUGGAGACCUUGGGGAAGAUCAAGCACCGGAACCUCGUCCCCCUGCUCGGAUACUGCAAGGUCGGGGAGGAGAGGCUGCUUGUGUACGAGUUCAUGGAGUACGGGAGCCUUGAUGAAGUCCUACAUGGGAGGUCGAAGCCCCACGAUCGGCGGGCCCUCACUUGGGAGACACGGAAGAAGAUUGCCAGGGGGGCUGCCAAGGGCCUCUGCUUCCUUCACCACAACUGCAUACCUCACAUCAUCCACCGGGACAUGAAGUCGAGCAACGUCCUCCUCGACCAUGAGAUGGAAGCUCGAGUCUCAGAUUUCGGGAUGGCCAGGCUAAUAAGCGCGCUGGACACCCACCUCAGUGUCAGCACCCUGGCGGGCACGCCCGGGUACGUUCCCCCGGAAUAUUACCAGAGCUUCCGCUGCACUGCCAAGGGGGACGUCUACUCCCUUGGUGUUGUCCUCCUAGAGCUCCUGACUGGCAAACGGCCUACCGACAAGGACGACUUCGGGGACACGAACCUUGUCGGGUGGGUAAAAAUGAAGGUGCGUGAGGGGAAGCAAAUGGAGGUGAUCGACCCGGACCUGCUAGCAGGGACUGGGAAGGGGGCAGACGGGGCGGCGGAUGUCGAGGCCGAGGCCGAGGAGGUGAAGGAGAUGGUGAGGUACCUAGAGAUCACUCUGCAGUGUGUAGAUGACUUCCCUUCAAAGAGGCCUAACAUGCUCCAAGUUGUGGCAAUGCUCAGGGAGCUUGUGCCUAAUGGAAGCAGCCACAGCGGCUAAAAAUUGAUUAAAGAGAUGGAAUUUUUUUUUUUGUGUAAUUUUUUGGUUGAUGAUGAUCAUCUCUUGGGCUAGUGUAAGUAGAGACAAUCAAAAUGCCUGUAAGUUCUGCAAUUUAUCAGAUAAAUUUCUACUUGUUUAUAGAGACAAUCAAAACGCCUGUAAGACAUGGAAAGAGGCAUGGCGUAUCAUAUGGAAGGGGAAAACUCAACAUUUGAA